Messenger RNA from Desarmillaria tabescens, 1634 nucleotides. RefSeq lists its product as uncharacterized. The record is from RefSeq and is a predicted model, not a curated record. The transcript is spliced from 12 exons. Gene Ontology annotation, molecular function: G protein-coupled receptor activity. The coding region runs from base 144 to 1559 and encodes 471 amino acids. Gene Ontology annotation, cellular component: plasma membrane. NCBI's taxonomy places the organism in Eukaryota, Fungi, Basidiomycota, Agaricomycetes, Agaricales, Physalacriaceae. Gene Ontology annotation, biological process: adenylate cyclase-activating G protein-coupled receptor signaling pathway.
UGCAGGGGGCGACGGCGACGUGGUCGGAGUGGUCGGAGUGGACUCACCUUCCGCUUCAACGUUGACCGUGAAGACUUCCCUUAUUCCCGGAGCUGGCCUCCAUUUUACCCGAUUUCCUGCCUUGAAGGCACGCUAUUCCAAUAAUGAUACAGCAACACACUUCUCUUGAUGGUCCUAAUGUUCUACUAGAAAUGCCGUAUACGGCUAAGGAGAUUCACGGAAUAUCCGCCCUUAUCAUUGUCUCCUGCAUUUCGCUCGUUGCGGUAGUUGGCCUAUUGGCUGUUAUCGCGAUCUCGGCAUUUAGCACCAGGUCAUCUCUGGAUGAACAUUUGUUUGUUAGGACACACAUAGCGGCGUAUUUCAUCUGCUUGCUAGUGUCUGAUCUGAUUCAGGCUAUUGCUUCCAUUCUGAAUGCUGCCUGGGUACAGUCUUCGGGCGUUCAUGUUGGACCGCUUUGCACCAUUCAAGGAGCGCUGAAGCAAAUAGCUGACGUUUCAACAGCAUUCUGGACGCUAACUAUCGCAGUUCAAACAUUUUUCCUUCUGGUUCUCGACCUGCACUUGAGACAAUUCAUCUUGUGGAUGACCCUUGUUGCAGGCUGGUCUGGCAUUUUGACCUUAGUGCUUGCUGGUCCUGCUACCCUGAACGUUCACGAGAGAGGGCCAUAUUAUGGAAUAACAGGCUAUUGGUGCUGGAUCACAGAUGCAUAUCCUUCAGAACGAAUCACACUGGAUUAUAUAUUUAUGUUCAUAGCUGCCUUGGGGAGCCUCUUAAUAUACACGUUCAUCUUUCUCCGACUGCGUGGACACAUUGAAAUGGACGGAUGGACACCAAACCGCUUUCGGCUUCGUCCCGUCAAGAGGGUAGGAGAUUGGCGAACGACGGAUUCAGAUAAUGAGGCUACCAAGAUAGCCAAACGAAUGGUUUUAUAUCCAAUCGCGUAUAUAAUUAUGGUUCUCCCCAUAACGGUAACGAGGUUCAUGGCCUUCGCCGGGCAAACCGUUACGCUUGAAGCGACGAUCUUUAGUGCUACCCUGUUUCUAUUAUCGGGAACCGUUAACGUAGUCCUUUUUGCAACGACCCGGCGCAUUUUACCCGUUCCGUCUAUGAAAAAGAAGAAUUUCACUAUCUCACUGCCCCGAGUUCUGCAGCCAAGCACGAGAGGUGUUUCCGAUCCAGAUCCUUAUUACACGGAGUCAGAAAGCGCAUACCAUAGGACACCCCCUGCGUCCCCAGGUCCUUCUUCUUACGUUCCGCCGCCUGUUUCGCCGCUGCGAAUUCAUCGAAGGAAGACACCGACAUCGCCAUACGCAGUCACCCAGAUGCCCAUUCCUGAGCCUGCAUCUGUAGAACAAGACGUGUCUUCUUCGCUACCACGAUCUCAUCCUCCUGAUUUACACGUUCCGCAACGGAAUGGUAUUGAAAGCAUGUACAGCUACUACGAUGAAGACGACGUCCUCAAUAAUUACGACGACGUGAGUCUAAACUCCGGCGACACCCCAGCAGUAGAACCCCUGGAACCCAGCUCGGAGAGCGAAUACUCAGCACAGAGCCGAUGAUUCUCGUACCCUCUAUGUAUCUUAGUCGUCCAUGCCCACUAUACGUUAAUGUUCCACCCAUUUCACGUCAAUGUU